Molecule: messenger RNA, 2171 nt
Organism: Nelumbo nucifera (sacred lotus)
Lineage: Eukaryota; Viridiplantae; Streptophyta; Magnoliopsida; Proteales; Nelumbonaceae
Gene: PDIL1-4
Product: PDI-like 1-4
Biological process (GO): response to endoplasmic reticulum stress; protein folding
Cellular component (GO): endoplasmic reticulum
Molecular function (GO): protein disulfide isomerase activity
Source: RefSeq, a predicted model, not a curated record
GACUCAGUAACGUCUUUUAACGCUGGUGCAUCACUGAGUAGCAGAUCCAGACUCGAUAUGCGUUACGUUCCUCCGAUUUUUCUGAUCUGAAAGAGAAGAAAGUUCAGAUCGGAAAAACCCUACACCCCUCAUUUCUCUUCACAUUCUCUCCCCUCUCUCUUCUUGCCGCGGCAAUGGCCAGUCGAUUCUUUCUCCUUCUCUCAAUCUCAGCUCUUCUGCUCUUUAAUGGGUUCUGCUCUGAAACUGUCUCGAAAGAAUCACCGAAGAAAGAUGACGAUCUCGACGAAGAUCUGAGUUUCCUUGAAGAGGGCGACGAAAUUACCCCCAUCAAGGACCCUCAAGCAGAUCCAGACCACUUGUUCGAAGACGAUGAUGAUUUUGACAACUAUGAGGACAUUGAUGACUUCGAAACGGAUCACGAGGAGUAUCCGCCACCAGAGGUCGACGAGAAGGAUGUUGUUAUACUCAACGAGGGGAAUUUCACUGAUUUCCUGGAGAAGAAUCGGUACGUGAUGGUGGAAUUCUACGCACCUUGGUGCGGACAUUGCCAAGCACUUGCGCCUGAGUACGCCGCGGCAGCUACGGAGUUGAAGGGUCAGGCCGUGCUCGCAAAGGUGGACGCCACAGAGGAAAAUGAGCUAGCCCAGAAGUAUGAAGUGCAGGGGUUCCCAACUGUCUAUUUCUUCAUUGAUGGGGUUCACAAGCCUUAUCCCGGCCCCAGGAACAAAGAUUCUAUUGUUACUUGGAUUAAGAAGAAGAUUGGACCUGGUAUUUACAACAUAACCACUACAGAGGAUGCAGAGCGUAUAUUGAAAAAUGAGGAUAAAUUGGUUUUGGGAUUUCUUGAUUCAUUGGUGGGUCAUGAAAGUGAGGAGCUUGCUGCAGCUUCAAAACUUGAAGAUGAUGUUGACUUCUAUCAAACUGCCAGCCCAGAUAUAGCAAAGCUUUUCCACAUUGACCCCAAAGCUAAACGUCCUUCUGUCGUCCUGGUGAAGAAAGAAGCUGAGAAAAUAAGUUACUUUGAUGGUGAAUACACCAAGUCUGCAAUAGUUGAUUUUGUGUUUUCCAACAAGCUUCCCUUGGUGACCACCUUUUCUAGGGAAAGUGCUCCAUUGGUUUUUGAGAAUCCAAUUAAAAAACAGCUGUUGCUUUUUGCAACAAAAAAUGCUUCUGAGAAGGUUAUUCCAAUAUUUCAAGAGGCAGCUAAACAUUUCAAGGGAAAGCUCAUUUUCGUCUAUAUUGAAAUGGACAAUGAAGAUGUUGGAAGACCAGUUUCAGAUUACUUUGGGGUUACUGGAGAUGGUCCUCAAAUUCUUGCAUACACAGGAAACGAUGAUGCCAAAAAGUACAUACUUGAUGGUGAUGUGACCAUAGACCGUAUCAAGAUAUUUGGGGAGGAUUUCCUUGAAGACAAGCUUAAGCCUUUCUAUAAGUCUGAUCCCAUCCCAGAGACUAAUGUUGGGGAUGUGAAAAUAGUGGUUGGGAAUAACUUUGAUGAGAUCGUGUUGGAUGAAUCAAAAGAUGUUCUUCUCGAGAUCUAUGCACCAUGGUGUGGGCACUGCCAAGCACUGGAACCUAUUUACAACAAGCUUGCCAAGCAUCUGCGUGGCAUUGAUUCUCUUGUCAUAGCCAAGAUGGAUGGAACAACCAAUGAGCACCCCCGGGCUAAGUCUGAUGGCUUCCCCACACUUCUCUUUUUCCCAGCUGGAAAUAAGAGCUUUGAUCCUAUUACUGUUGACACUGAUCGAACAGUGGUUGCAUUUUAUAAAUUCCUCAAGAAACAUGCAUCGAUUCCUUUCAAGCUCCAGAAACCCGAUGCAACUCCAAAAUCAGAGGGUGCUGAUGCCAUUAAGGUUGAUAAGAGUAGCAGUUCUGAGACCGAGGCUAGCAGCAGUUCUAAAGACGUGAAAGACGAAUUGUGAGGUCUUAAUUCAUAAGAUGUAUGCGCGCUUUGUAUCAUCAGAUCAGAUAGGAAGGGCAAAACUUGUCACGUACAUAGAUGAAAAUUAAAUAGAGUAAAAUGGGGGGUGGAGGGGAUUUGAUGAUCUUCUCAGAUGUUCUUGUCUGAAAUUUUGAUUUCUUCGAGGCCUCGGACAAAUUUUCCGAAAGAAUACAAUAAAGUUCAUUUUCUUUCUUAUAUAGGACUGCUAAUAGUAUCUGUUUGUCUUGAA